AUGGCGAAGGGCCGCCCGGCGGUCGGCCUCGCAGGCCCGGGCCCGCGGUUUCGAGCGAGGAGAACUCCUUCUGCUGCGCCAGAGCUUCCAGAGGCGCCUGCGCCUGCAGCACUCGUGGCCGCAGCGCGCAACUGGCCUAGGCCUAGGCAAAGACUUUGCCUCACUGCGCCGGCAUCUCUGAUAGUUGCCGCGCCGCUCUCAUGCAACGCAGAAGAUGCGACGAGCGCACUCAUGCCACCACUUCUGGUCUUGGCUGCGAUAUUAUGGCUUACCAUGCUGAGCAGCAUAGGGCUGCAGCUGGGCGGUGCUGAGCCUGGCGUUGAAUCGACGUAUUGGUGGAUGGGGGCAGCAGAGGACGGCAACAGCCGCGGCAAGGGCUCGAAGAGCUCAAAAAGGAAGCAGAAGCCAACAGCGACCCCCGUCAUCCUUAAGCACGAGGUUGACGCACGGCCUGUGGACUGA
Messenger RNA from Symbiodinium sp. CCMP2592, 462 nucleotides. Lineage: Eukaryota; Dinophyceae; Suessiales; Symbiodiniaceae. The record is from the annotation of a GenBank genome assembly.